AUGAGAGAACCGGUGGAGAAGAUCACAGGGUGCGACUCUAGCACUAUAUGCAGUCAAGCAACAGCAAAGACCAAGGUUCCGGUUAAAAAACGACCUGCGAAGUCGACCGGAAAGUCAUCCAGGAAGCCGACCAGAAGGGUGGAACUGGACUCAAGUAGUGAGAGCGAGGAUGGUAAUGGUGAAGGUGAUGAAGAGGUUCAAUUACCGCCUUCAAAGCUCACAUUGGCCGGAAAGCAGGGCAGAGAUGUCCAAUUUGCUCCAGUUAAAAAACCUGCAGGCAUGACCGGAAAGUCAUCCAGAUGGCAGACCGGAAGGGUGGAACAGGAGUCAAGUGGUGAGAGCGAGGAUCUUGAUGAAGCUCAAGGCGAUGAAGAAAUUCAAUUAUCAACUUCAAAGCUCACAUCGGUCGGAAAGCGGGGCAGAGCUGUCCGAUCUGUUCCGGUUGAACAACCGCCUAGCAAGUUGACCGGAAGGUCAUCCGGGAAGCUGACCGGAAGGGUGGAACAGGAGUUGAGUAGUGAGGGUGAGUUUGGUGAUGAAGGCGAAUGUCAUGAAGGAGUCCAAUCCCAGCCUUCAAAGCUGAAAUCAAUCAGAAAGCGGGGCAGGGCUGUCCAAUCUGAUUCAGAGCAAGAUUCCUGCCUACUGGUCAAGAAAGCCAAACCAAAUGUCAUUAGGCGCAACAAACCAUUGGAGGACAAUGCUGGCACUCCUUCAGCAGAAUCAUCCAGUAACCUUGAUAGGGCACCACUGCCUUCAAACGAUGCCCGUGGAAGUCGCUUAGUAGGUCCUGCAUCAGCCAUCCAGAUGAAGGAGACAAGGAAUAAGAUACCUGCACCCGAACAAACAGCUCCUUCCACCACACAGGCCACUGGUAAGAAAGCCAAAAGAGAUGGAGCUCAAGUCCACAAUCCGGAGCCAAAGCAGUCGACUAAAACUGCAAAGAUGUCUUAUAAAGUUAAUUACAUGCAAAGGGAGUAA
Suillus discolor is the source of this 978-nucleotide messenger RNA. RefSeq lists its product as uncharacterized. The record is from RefSeq and is a predicted model, not a curated record. The transcript has a single exon. The coding region runs from base 1 to 978 and encodes 325 amino acids. Lineage: Eukaryota; Fungi; Basidiomycota; Agaricomycetes; Boletales; Suillaceae.